Phytomonas sp. Hart1 is the source of this 955-nucleotide messenger RNA. Lineage: Eukaryota; Euglenozoa; Kinetoplastea; Trypanosomatida; Trypanosomatidae. The record is from the annotation of a GenBank genome assembly.
GUAAUAGUCACGGUUUCUCAUAUGUCUGAAUCAUUAUAAAUGACCGAUUGUAAACGAAUAGCAUCAGAUAUGCCGCGUAGUUUUUGUUCCGUAUGCAUCGUUUUGUGUGGACCUUCCGGCUCUGGAAAGACCACUAUUGGGAAGAAGCUUGCGGAAAUACUCUGUAUAGCUUACGAGGAAGGUGACGAGUACCACAGUGAUGCCAAUAUCUGUAAAAUGAGUCAGGGAAUCCCGUUGAGCGACGCGGAUCGCAUCCCAUGGCUCACACGACUACGAGAAGAAGUAAUAUUAGCAUAUAAAAAUAAAGGGCGCAACGUCGUCCUUGCAUGCUCGGCAUUGAAGAAAAUCUACCGUGAUAUAUUAUGUGGUAGCAAUCAACGGUUCAAGGCUGGGGGUGGCAAUGUUCAACGCGGCCACACUGUUGUUUCUUCAUUUUCAUCAAAGUUUAAUAACGUUUUUUUUGUCAUGCUCACCGGAAGUAUCGACCUAAUUGCUCGUGCUCUCGUCAUGAGAAAGAAUCACUUUAUGCCUCCUUCACUAUUACGCUCGCAAUUUUCAAUAUUGGAGCCUCUACAGCUACCGAAUGACGGUGAAUCAUAUGAAGCUACAGAAGUAGGCAUGAACAUCGAUUUGGAUAGGUUAUCGGAUACAAAUGCAGUGGUGGAUGUUAUCAAAAAAAGAAUAUUGAAGGACUACCGCAGUUCAUUUUUUAGUUUUGAUUCUGCGGCAGCGAAGGGGAAUCUAUAGAGUUUUCAUUACUAAAAUAUGGACAAACGAUGUGAAAUCACACAAACCGAAAGGUAGCAAAAGUUUAGAAAUUAAAGAUGAAAUAAGCAUCUAUAAUUGAUGGGCUUCUAAAAAGUUGCGUCAUCUCAUUUUUUUUCUUUAACAGUUUAAAGUCUUGAAAAGAACAGAAAGAUACACUGGCCUACAGCAUACAAUUUACGUUAUACUA